This is a messenger RNA of Salvelinus sp. IW2-2015, 1978 nucleotides long. NCBI's taxonomy places the organism in Eukaryota, Metazoa, Chordata, Actinopteri, Salmoniformes, Salmonidae. The record is from RefSeq and is a predicted model, not a curated record.
UUCUGGGGGGAAGGUCAUUACGGUCAGCUGAUCAUAUGACAGCGUGAUCAUAUGACAGCGUGCGCAUGACCAGGAAGUAAACAUUGAACAGAGACACGCAAAGAGGGAUUCUUCAAGACCAACUCAAAUGGUGUCCCUGAUCUGCACCCUGCAAGACCAUCGCGACGAUGUCAACUGGUGCGCCUUCUCCCCGACACUGCUGGCCACCUGUUCAGCUGACAAAACCUUACGAAUUUACAACACCCGAGACUUUUCAGAAGUCCCAUACUCCCCGCUCUCUGGCCACGGCUAUGGCGUCCAUUGUUGUUGCUUCAGCGCCUGUGGUCAGUAUUUAGCCUCGUGUUCAACUGAUGGUUCAACAGUUGUGUGGUCAACGGACACGGGUGAGAUAGAGGCAGUGCUGGAGCAUCCGGGUAGGAACCCCGUCAGGGUCUGCGCCUUCUCGCCCAACUCUUCACACCUGGUUUCGGGGGCGUCUGAUGGUACUUUAGGUCUUUGGGAUUUCCAUACAAAAACAUUGCACAGGACGGGGGCAGUGAAUGACACCACUAUGGUGGCCUGCUCCUUCACCCCCUGUGGCCAGAUGUUUGUCACUGGAUCUACGUAUGGGGACCUCAGGCUGUGGGACCUGGACAUGAACCAGCUUCAUGCGGAGAAGAACACUCACGACUUGGGGGUCACCUGCUGCUGCUUUGGCCCCAAUAUCCUCAGUGGUGAUAGCGGUAGGGUACAGUUCCGCCUGGCCUCCUGUGGACAAGACAGCACGCUGAAGAUAUGGACCGUCUCCAGGUCCAACACAGGCAGUUGUAAGAUGCAGCUGCUGCACACCCUGACCGGCCAGUCUGCCCCGGUGCUCUCCUGUGCUUUCUCUGCAGACGGACAGCUGCUUGUGUCUGGCUCAGUGGACAAAACAGUCACAGUGUAUGAUGCUAGCCAGGGGACUUUGCUCUACACAUUGAACCAACAUGAGAGGUACGUGACGGCGUGCGCCUUCUCUCCCAGCACACCUCUGUUCGCCACGGGUUCUAUGGACAAGACUGUCAAUAUAUGGAGAUUAGAGGAUGGACACAGUGGCCAUGAAGGCAAAUCUUUACCUGUUGAAACUGCAACACUCUCAUGCGAAGGCAGAAAGUUGCUGUGUCACKCCAGGCUUCUGGUCAGUGAUUGGUCAGAGGAGGACGUGGGGGCGUGGCUGUGUGAGGAGGGGCUGCAGGCGCUGGUGGAAAACUUCAAGGCAAACAACAUAGAUGGAGCGGAGCUYGUCAGUCUGACCAAGGAGACACUGGCCUCAGAACUCAACAUAGAGUCUGUGGGGUUGCGCAGUAAGGUCCUGAGGAAGGUGGAGGAGCUGAAGGCGGGGUGUGUGUGUACCGGUGUUCCUGAUGAGUACCUCUGUCCAAUCACCAGAGAGUUGAUGAAGGACCCUGUUAUCGCUGCAGAUGGGUACUCCUAUGAGAGGGAAGCGAUUGAGAGCUGGAUCGCAACCAAGAAUCGUUCCAGCCCCAUGACCAACCUGCCCUUACAGACAACACUUCUGACCCCAAACCGAACGCUGAAGAUGGCUAUUGGACGCUGGAGGACCRGCCAGUGAGAAAGAGGGAUGCAGGGGCAUCUUCUACAUCCAUUUCAAUCUGAAGGCGGGUCUAUCCCUCAGUUAACUUCUGACCAAAAGUAGGCUCAUAGUACAUAAAGCUAUAUAUGAUGAUGUUUUCAGGUUGACCAUACUGAGCUUCGAUUCAACCCCUCACUGUGUCUGUUGGGAUGAAACUGCUUUAGAAUGUAAAUAUUUAUAGCUGAUGAGACAUUCUAAUAUAUAUAUUCUCAAACUCAUGCAUGUUGACCAUGUUUAACUCUGCUAUUUACUCUACUCUCUCUCCAAAACCAUUUCAUGGACGAUGAUACAAUGUACAGUGCAUUCRGAAAGAAUUCAGACCCCUUGACUUUUUCCACAUUUUGUUAUGUUACAGCCUUAUUCUAA